AUGGCAAACAUGAUGAACAUGGGUGCGGAUGACCACGCCUCCGACCGUGGCUCUACCGAGAGGAAGGCCGGCAAGCACACCUACGAUACUCAGGUCGAUGUCGACGCAAACAACCAGGAACUCGAUGAGAACGACGACACCCACCAUCUCCACCGUAACUUGAGCUCGCGCCAGAUCACCAUGAUAGCCAUUGGCGGUGCCAUCGGCACCGGUCUCAUCAUUGGCACUGGAAAGGCUCUCGUUCAGUCCGGCCCGGCACCGAUGUUCAUCGGAUACACUCUCGUCGGAUUCCUCUGUUAUUUGGUCAUGGCGGCAUUAGGAGAGAUGGCAGCAUGGCUUCCUCUGCCUUCUGGUUUCACCGGCUAUGCUACUCGCUUCGUCGAUCCAGCCCUUGGCUUCUGUCUUGGUUGGAAUUACUGGUUCAAGUAUAUCAUCGUCACACCAAACAAUCUUACUGCGGCGUCACUUGUCGUCCAGUAUUGGAUCGCACGUGACACGGUCAAUCCCGGGGUCUUCAUUGCUGCCUUCAUGGUGGCAAUUAUGAUCAUGAACUAUGUCGGGGUCAGGUUUUUUGGAGAGAUCGAAUUCUGGCUGUCUUCAAUCAAGGUCCUUGUUAUCUUGGGCUUGAUUAUCCUCAGUUUGAUUCUCGCAUGUGGUGGUGGACCCGAAGGAGAAGCAACUGGAUUUAGGUACUGGAAGGAUCCAGGGGCUUUCCAUCCAUACAUCCUGGAGGGUGCCGCCGGAAGAUUCUUGGCUGUUUGGGCGACCUUUACCACCGCGGUUUUCGCCUACCUCGGAACCGAGCUUGUCGGUGUCACUGUCGGUGAAGCAGCGAAUCCGCGCAAAGUCAUCCCCCGCGCCAUCAAGUUAACCUUUUACCGGAUCCUGCUGUUCUACGUUGUCCUCAUCCUCCUCCUCGGAAUGAUUGUCCCAUACAACUCGCCGGAAUUGGCGAGCGCAAUCAAUAACGGUGGCAACACGGCAACAGCAUCUCCCUUUGUCGUUGCCAUCAAGCUGGCCAGUAUCCCAACACUUCCGGGGGUCUUCAAUGCCUGUCUUCUAAUCUUUGUCUUCUCGGCGGCCAACUCCGAUCUCUACAUUGCCUCUAGAACGCUCUACGGUCUAGCCCACGAAGGAAAAGCACCCUUGCUCUUCACCAGGACCGAUUCACGCGGUGUGCCAAUCUAUGCCCUGGCUCUCUCCAGCGCCUUCUGCCUCUUGGCCUUCCUCGGUAUCAACACGGAAUCUUACACCGUCUUCAGCUACUUCGUCAACCUCGUGACCAUGUUCGGUCUGCUCACCUGGAUCUCCAUCCUCAUCUGCCACAUCUGCUUCGUCAACGCCCGCAUUGCCCAGAACAUCCCCGACACUGCCUUAGCCUUCGUCGCUCCCUUCGGACGCUGGGGCUCCUACGGCGCUCUCGGCUUCUCCCUCCUGAUCGCCUUUUUCAAAGGCUUCGCUCUGUUCUGCCACAAGACGCUCCACCCCGGAAAAGGCUUCGACACCCGCACCUUCGUCACCACGUACCUGGGAAUUCCGCUCUAUAUUAUGAUGUUCUUCGGCUGGAAGUACUAUUUUGGAACCACGCUCAUCCCGUCUGCUGAGGUAGAUCUGUUCACUGGAAAGGCCCGAAUCGACCGUGAGGAGCAGGAAUUCCUCGCUGCUGAGAUGGAGAAGAAUGGUCAACCGGAAACCACGAGGGCGAAGAUCUACCGCUACACUGUGGGGUGGGCUUUCUAG
Molecule: messenger RNA, 1740 nt
Organism: Drepanopeziza brunnea f. sp. 'multigermtubi' MB_m1
Lineage: Eukaryota; Fungi; Ascomycota; Leotiomycetes; Helotiales; Drepanopezizaceae
Biological process (GO): amino acid transmembrane transport
Cellular component (GO): membrane
Molecular function (GO): amino acid transmembrane transporter activity
Source: RefSeq, a predicted model, not a curated record